Mizuhopecten yessoensis (Yesso scallop) is the source of this 531-nucleotide messenger RNA. RefSeq names its product protein obstructor-E-like. The transcript is spliced from 4 exons. Gene Ontology annotation, cellular component: extracellular region. Bases 77 to 508 code for a protein of 143 amino acids. Lineage: Eukaryota; Metazoa; Mollusca; Bivalvia; Pectinida; Pectinidae. Gene Ontology annotation, molecular function: chitin binding. The record is from RefSeq and is a predicted model, not a curated record.
GGUUAUCUUCUUCUAGGUAUCGAAGAGCUCACGUUGUUAACGGCAGACAAGAAUUGGAGUCAUUUCAACAACCACGAUGAUUUUCCAGUGCUUUUUAAUCUUCCUUCUUCAUGGAGUCGUGGAUUGUGCGGUUAACUGCAACGUUCACGGUGACGGGAAUUAUGAAAUAUCGUGUUACGAAUACACCACGUGUGUGAAUGGGGUACCUACCGUUCAUACCUGCCUGGACGGCCAGAUGUAUAACCCGAACACACAGCAAUGUGACCAUUCGUGGAAUGUGCCUCCGCCGUGUAACAUUGUAGUUGACUGUACUAAUAAGCCGGACUUUAAAUUCGCUGACUUGGAAACUAGCUGUAGGUCUUACUACACCUGUCAUAACGGAUACUUCUAUGGCCAUAACUUCUGUUCCCCGGGUCUGGUAUUUGACGAGAGCAUGCAGAUCUGUAACUGGCCUUUCAAUGUGGUAACACCCUGUGGAACGAUUGAUAACAACUAUCUCGUCGGUUGAUCGGAUGAAGAUUGUUUAUGAGA